Molecule: messenger RNA, 2526 nt
Organism: Spinacia oleracea (spinach)
Lineage: Eukaryota; Viridiplantae; Streptophyta; Magnoliopsida; Caryophyllales; Amaranthaceae
Exons: 2
Coding region: 1-2526 (841 amino acids)
Source: RefSeq, a predicted model, not a curated record
AUGGAUAAAAGUUGGAUCGAUCUACCCACUGGUCAUCGUGAAUAUAUCGACGGUUGUAUGGAAUUUAUUGAGUUUGCCAAGCAAGAUCUAGUCGAAGGAAAAAUUAGAUGUCCAUGUAAGAACUGUAAGGUAGAGAAAUGGUUCUCCGUAAAUGAAGUGGAGAGGCAUAUUUUGUUUAAGGGAUUUUAUAAGCCAUAUAAGGAUUGGAUUUUUCAUGGUAAAGGGGAUACGUUUCAGCGUAUGUUUGAGAGUGAUGGAGGGAUUACUAGUGAAGGAUCCCUUGAUAACCAAAGUGGGUUUGUAGGUCGAGAUAAUAUGGGAGGGCUAUUAAGAUCAGCAUUUAGUGUUAAUAUGCCUCCCAAUUGCCCAAAUUUAGAAGCACGAGAGGAUGAUGAAUGGAUUGAGGAGCCCGUGGCCUAUGACACAGAUGUAGAAUAUGAUUAUUCUACAAUGGAAGAAGAUGUGACAUAUAAGAAGUUGCUUGAAGCUUCUGAGGAGAAAUUGUACGAGGGGUGUAUCGAUUUUUCAAAGUUAUCUUUUCUGUUACACUUGUUUCACUUGAAGUGUAUGAAUCACUGGUCCAUAGAAUCUUUCAAUAUGUUGUUGAAGCUAAUUCUAGAUGCAUUUCCUCAAAUACUUGAUUUUCCCUCUUCUUAUUAUUACAGUAAGAAAAUGAUAAAAGACUUGGGCCUUGGGUAUGAAAAGAUUGAUGCUUGUCCGAAUAAUUGCAUGUUGUAUUGGGGUGAAUUUUUAAAGAAAGACAAGUGUCAUGUUUGUGGUACAUCGAGGUGGAAGAAAACUAAGGAUAGGGGCAACGUUGUAAGUGAUCAAGGUACGGAUACUUGUAAGAAAGGUGUGCCAGCUAAGGUAAUGCGAUAUUUCCCUCUUAUACCGAGACUAAAAAGAAUCUACAUGUCAUCAGAAACAGCAGAAGAUAUGAGAUGGCAUGAUACAGAGCGAUUGGGUGAAGAUGAUAAGAAGAUUUUAAGGCAUCCUUCAGAUGGCUUAGCAUGGAAGGCAUUUGAUGAGCGUCACAGUGAUUUUGCAUUAGACCCUCGUAGUGUUCGAUUAGGUCUUGCGAGUGAUGGUUUUAAUCCUUACCGUUUAAUGAACACCACUUAUAGUACGUGGCCAGUGAUGUUGAUUCCUUAUAAUCUUCCACCAUGGUUAUGUAUGAAACCGUCUUCUUUCAUUCUGUCCAUGCUUAUUCCUGGAAAAUCAAGUCCCGGAAAUGAUAUUGACGUGUAUCUGCAGCCAUUAGUGCAUGAAUUGAAAUUGCUGUGGACAGGGGUUGAAGCUUUUGAUGCUUUUGCCGGAGAGAAAUUUAAUUUGCGUGCGGCUUUGCUUUGGACUAUUAAUGACUUUCCCGGCUAUGCAAUGCUCUCUGGUUUGAGCACAAAAGGUUACAAUGCAUGUCCUAUAUGCUUAGAUUCCACGCCUUCUGAUAGAUUUGGGAGCAAGAUUUGCUAUUGUAGCUAUAGAAAAUGGUUACCUGCAGAUUACCCAUAUCGAUGUCAAGGUGACAAGUUUUGUGAGAAGUUUGGAACUAAUGAGUGGGGUAAAGCCCCAUCUCGUCCUAGCGGCACUGAUAUAUUGAGGCAGCAAGAAAAGGUGAAGCAUGUUUACGGAAAGUCGAAGGCACCACCGAAAAAGAGGCAAAGAGGACACGAUGAUGACGAUGAUGUCCAAGAUGAAAGUGACUUUGGUACCAAGAGAAGCAUAUUCUUUGAUUUGGUGUAUUGGGAGCAUAAUCUUCUAAGGCAUAAUUUAGAUGUGAUGCACAUUGAGAAAAACGUGUCUGAGAAUAAUUUGGGAACUCUUCUUAGUAUGGAUAAGAGUAGAGAUAGUAGGAAUGAUCGAGAAGCCCUUGAAGCAUGGAGAAUAAAGUCUCACCUUUGGCUGAGUACCAAUCCUAACGGAGGUGAAUGCAUGCCUCCGGCUUCCUAUUCUAUGUCUACGGAGGAGAAGGAGAGGUUCCUAAAUGUUUUGCAGAAAAUUAAAGUUCCUGAUGGAUAUGGAUCCAACCUUUCUAGUUGUGUGAAUAUGAAGCAAAGGAAGUUGAUUAACCUCAAAAGUCAUGACAACCAUGUUCUAAUGCAGGAUAUCCUUCCCGUUGCCUUAAGGGCCUCUAAAGCUACAAUAGUAAUUGACUUGUUGGCUAGAUUGUCUUCCUUUUUCAAGAAAUUGUGCUCUACUACUAUUGAUCCAGAUGAUUUAGAUGGUCUUCAAAAUGAAAUUAUUUUAACUCUUUGUGAGUUGGAAAAGGAGUUUCUGCCUUCAUUUUUCACAAUCAUGGUCCAUUUGUUGAUUCACUUAGUGGAGGAGGUUAAACUUGGUGGACCAGUGCAAUACAGAUGGAUGUAUCCCAUUGAAAGGUACUUGUCCCAUUUGAAAUCACAUGUAACCAAUAAAGCCCAACCUGAAGGAUCUAUUGCAGAAGGCUUCCUUUUAGAGGAGACAAUUAGGUUUUGUUCGAGAUAUCUUCAAGGUGUUAAGACCAUCUUCAACAUACCUAAAAGGAUAUGA